AUGGACCAACGACUACUCCAUGGUUCUGACGGGAGCUGCCAUCUAUCACAAAUAUUACCACCACUUGUACACCACCUACCUUCCAGAGAGUCUGAGGGCCAUGGUUGACCAGAUGUCAAACUGUGAGGACAUCCUCAUGAAUUUUCUCGUGUCGUCAGUGACUAAACUGCCACCCAUCAAGGUCACCCAGAAGAAGCAGUACAAGGAAACCAUGAUGGGACAGAGCUCCAGAGCGUCCCGCUGGGCCGACCCGGACCACUUCGCCCAGCGUCAGACCUGCAUGAACAAGUUUGCCAACUGGUUUGGCACCAUGCCUCUGGUCCACUCUCGAAUGAGGCUGGACCCAGUCCUGUUCAAAGACCAGGUGUCCAUUCUCCGGAAGAAAUACAGAGAAAUUGAGAGACUAUAACCCUCCUGAGAACCCCCCCACCCCC
Nematolebias whitei (Rio pearlfish) is the source of this 434-nucleotide messenger RNA. Its product is annotated as exostosin-1b-like. Lineage: Eukaryota; Metazoa; Chordata; Actinopteri; Cyprinodontiformes; Rivulidae. The transcript has 3 exons. Bases 20 to 409 code for a protein of 129 amino acids. Gene Ontology annotation, cellular component: membrane. Gene Ontology annotation, molecular function: glycosyltransferase activity. The record is from RefSeq and is a predicted model, not a curated record.